AAUAUUUACUUUUCAAACUUAUCUCUCUUCGAGAUCUCAAAUUUCAUGGCAUCACCAACAACUACACUCGACGGCAGGGUCGCCAUAAUAACAGGUGCCUCCCGCGGAAUCGGCCGCGAAGUUGCCGUCCACCUUCACUCCCUCGGCGCCAAAGUCGUCAUCAACUACGCCUCAAGCUCCGUCCAAGCAGACCACCUAGCUGCCGAGCUCAACACCAACGCCGUCACAGUUCAGGCAAACGUGGCAGACCCAGAUCAGGUCAAGCUCCUCUUCGACCGUGCCGAGCAAGAAUUCGGAGCACAAGUCAACAUUCUGGUCAACUGCGCGGGGAUUUCGGAUCCCAAGUAUCCAUCUUUGGUCAACACCACCGAAGAGGAUUGGGAUUCCACAUUCAACGUCAACACCAAAGGCGCUUUCUUGAUCGCCAAGGAAGCCGCCAAGCGGAUUGCGCACGGGGGCGGGGGCAGGAUAAUCAUGAUAACCACAUCGUUGGUGGGGUUCUUGCUGCCGGGAUAUGGGGCCUACACGGCGUCGAAGGCCGCAGUGGAGGCGAUGACCAAGGUGCUGGCCAAGGAGCUCAAGGGGAGCUGGAUCACAGCGAAUUGCGUGGCGCCGGGACCGGUGGCGACGGAGCUCUUCUAUGCCGGUAAAAGCGAGGAGAUGAUCAAUAAGUUUGCGGAGGCUUCACCUCUUGGGAGGCUUGGGCAGCCCAAAGAUGUGGCUCAACUUGUUGGGUUCUUGGCUACUGAUGCUGGGGAGUGGAUCAAUGGCCAGAUUGUCAGGGUUAAUGGAGGCCUAGUUAUUUAAAUUAUAAUCUGUCAAUACAAAAAAAAAAAAUAUAUAUAUAUAUAUAUAU
Morus notabilis is the source of this 856-nucleotide messenger RNA. Its product is annotated as NADPH-dependent aldehyde reductase-like protein, chloroplastic. NCBI's taxonomy places the organism in Eukaryota, Viridiplantae, Streptophyta, Magnoliopsida, Rosales, Moraceae. Bases 46 to 807 code for a protein of 253 amino acids. The record is from RefSeq and is a predicted model, not a curated record. The transcript has a single exon.